AUGUGUGCCGCACAGUGUGCCUGUGCGGUUGCCAGAAGUUCUCCAGCCUCAGCGGCACCGGAGGAAAAGGUUGAAGACCAGCUGAGUACACGCACCGCCAGUAGUUCGUCCUUCCCUCGCACUGGCAGCUCUCGGGAUGAGGAAAGUCCGGGACCGUCGCCUGGAUCCGCAGCUGCUGCGCUCCUUGCAGCAGUGUUGGCAGCGACAGGCCGGGAAGCAAAGGUGGCAGCACCCUGCAGCGCUCAGGCAGGUGACAAACCCGAAAGCUCUGACGUCAAGGAGCUCUAUGAAGCGUUGCAGGAUGUGCAGCAGCGAACCAAGCAUCUCCAAAUGAAGAUACGGAUUGCCGCCGAGGAGUGCCACGCGCUUGAGCAGAAGAUCGAAGGCCUGGCUCUUGCCCAUCGCCGGCGAGAGUUGCAGGUUUCUGAAAUUUGGCAGGAUGUGGAAGCAGGGAUGGCCAGCGUCAGGAAGGUGCUGCUAGCGACAACUGAUCCUGCACACCUGCGAGCGGCACGUGGACGUCAGGAACGACCCGAGGAGACCGCCACAGAAUUGGAGCGCUUGCAGAAGGAAGUGCGGCGGCAGGCUGUUGCCAUCCAGGUUCUCAGACAGUGGCAUGACGAGGCCGAAGCUCGCCAUCCGAAGACUCGAAUUGCGGUCCUAACCGCACAACUGGCUGAAGAACGGCGCCGGCGUUCAAAGGAGAUUCAGCAGGAGAUGGAUGAGAUUGCCAGAUUAGAAGGUCUGCGAAGAGCUUUGUCUGGAGCUGCUUGA
This is a messenger RNA of Symbiodinium natans, 774 nucleotides long. The record is from the annotation of a GenBank genome assembly. NCBI's taxonomy places the organism in Eukaryota, Dinophyceae, Suessiales, Symbiodiniaceae.